AUGCGUCGUUUUGCUCCCACCGUGAGCGGCAGCGGCCACCGUCUGCUUCGCCGCGUUGCAUCUGCCGCCGUCAUGCGCAACGUCCCGCUGGCCAAGUCGUCGGCGCAGUUAGGCACGCCCGUCACGAAGGAGGAGGUGGCGCAGGCCUUGAGGGUCCCUGCCGCCAUCCUCGCGCAGACGCACAGGCCGGCGGAGGUGCUCUUCACGGAGGUCGACCUUGCACGCGUGCGAUUCGCCCCGCUGAUCGCCACGCUGGGCGCGGAGGAGGACGUCACGAAGAUUGCGGCGGAAGUGAAGGCGGCGAAGGCUGACAGUGCGGCGGCGCGUAAGCCUGUGGCCGGCGCAAAGGAGAAGUUUAAGGGCACCGCGUGGAAAAGCGUCAAGGAGCUGGUGACGUUUUACGAGGAGGUUAUGCUGCCCGCUCGUCUGGUGCACCAGGACUACAACUUCUAUGAACUGAAUAGCUUCCACAUCAAGGACGACCUCAAGCGUGGCCUCUCCGCCUUCAAGCAGGACCACCUCGACAAGCAGAAGGUGGAGCUUGUAAAGGUGCAGGCGCAGAUGCAGGAGUGCCAGGAGUUUAUUAAAAGCGUUGGCACGACGGCCUUCGACACCGCCAUUUGUAAUGACAUUGCAAACAUUCUUCGCGUGUGUGGCGAGUGCAACCCGCACGCCCACCGCUUGGCCAUGCAGGUCUUGGAGGACAUGAACCUUCUCCGGGUUCCCUUCAACGACGUGACGACGAAGUUGCUGCACGCCAUCGUGUUCAACGACGGCGCCCUCGACGACUCGGCGCUCAUGUUCACGCUGGUGGAGUACCCUGAGCGCGGGGAGGUGAGUGUGAGCCGGGAGCCGGUGGAUCGGAUAGCAGAUGGUGCACUGAAGAUCAUCAGUGCGCGGCAUCAGACGCCGCUGGACGACGGAGUGCUGCUGCACCAGAGUGACACCCAGCCAUGCCUGCAGCGGUCGCCGGAGUAG
This is a messenger RNA of Trypanosoma conorhini, 978 nucleotides long. RefSeq lists its product as uncharacterized. Bases 1 to 978 code for a protein of 325 amino acids. NCBI's taxonomy places the organism in Eukaryota, Euglenozoa, Kinetoplastea, Trypanosomatida, Trypanosomatidae. The transcript has a single exon. The record is from RefSeq and is a predicted model, not a curated record.